AUGCUCCGCCUCACCCUCGCCCUCGCCCUCACAGCCCUCACCCUCAUCUCCAACCUCGACCCCGCCGCCGCGCACCCAGGCCACGACAUCCACGACGAAAUCGCCCAACGCGCCGCCUACUUCGCCAAUGCCGAGUACACAUCGCUCGACCACUGCACGUCGCAGCUCAAGGCGCGCGAAGCCGAGACUAUCGCGCGCCGCCGUGCGACCGUCGACCGUCUGCUGCGCAAGCGAGGCCUCAAGUCGCAACAGGAACGUCGUGAUCUGGCGGAUGUGCUGGCCAAGAACCAUCAUUCGAAUCUGACGGUUGACACGAAUAGCCCGCAUGAGCUGUUGUUUGGUGGGAAUGCGAGUUGUUUGUUGAGCCCGGAGGUUACGGAGGGGCCGUAUUACGUCGGCGGCGAGUUCGUGCGCAAGGACAUCACCGAGGACGAAGCGGGCGUGCCCCUGACGGUGGAUCUGCAGAUCAUUGACACGACGACGUGUGAUCCACUGGGUGGUGUCGCGCUCGAGAUCUGGCACUGCAGCGCGCUCGGCGUGUACAGCGGUGUGCCGACUGCGGAUCCGACGAAUAUCAAUAAUACGGCGUUGCGCGGGAUACAGAUGAGUGGCGAGGAUGGCGUGACGGAGUUUGAUACCGUGUAUCCCGGGCAUUAUGCCGGACGGGCGGUUCAUGCACAUAUUCUAGCGCAUAUCAAUGCCACGAUCCUGCCCAACUCGACAAUCACAGGUGGCACGGCGUCGCACGUUGGACAGAUCUACUUUGACCAGAGCCUCAACGACGUCGUCGGGAUGGCAGCGCCGUACAAUACCAAUACGCAGCCCAUCACGACCAACGCGAACGACGGCAUCCUGGCGUCUGGCGCGGUCGGCCAGAACGAUCCGAUUGUCAACUAUGUGCUGCUUGGAGACGCCAUUACUGACGGGGUGUUUGCUUGGAUCACGUUUGGCUUGGAUCCAGCGGCGGUCAGGACGGUCAGGGAAGCGGCGCAUUAUGGUGAGAACGGAGGCGUUCCGAAUACCGUCGGCGGUGGUCCUGGGGGUCCUGGGGGUCCGGGAGGACCGCCGACUGGGUCGAGGCCACCUUUCCCUGGGCCGCCGACUGCGGUUCCUACGGCUGCUUGA
This is a messenger RNA of Pseudovirgaria hyperparasitica, 1125 nucleotides long. Its product is annotated as aromatic compound dioxygenase. Gene Ontology annotation, molecular function: ferric iron binding; oxidoreductase activity, acting on single donors with incorporation of molecular oxygen, incorporation of two atoms of oxygen. Lineage: Eukaryota; Fungi; Ascomycota; Dothideomycetes; Acrospermales; Acrospermaceae. The transcript has 3 exons. The coding region runs from base 1 to 1125 and encodes 374 amino acids. The record is from RefSeq and is a predicted model, not a curated record.